Messenger RNA from Acanthoscelides obtectus, 381 nucleotides. The record is from the annotation of a GenBank genome assembly. NCBI's taxonomy places the organism in Eukaryota, Metazoa, Arthropoda, Insecta, Coleoptera, Chrysomelidae.
AUGCCAGGAUGUGAUUGGGUCAAAUCCUUUCUAAAACGACAUCCACAACUUUCUCGGAGGAUUGCGCAGAACAUUUCACAUGCUAGGGCUGCUAGUGAUGAAGAAAUCAUAAAUAACUUCUUCGAUAAUUUGGAGGUUGAGUUAGAUGGAAUUCCUGCAAGCAAUAUAUGGAAUUAUGAUGAGACUAACCUAGUUGAUGACCCGGGACAGACAAAAGUAGUAACCAAAAGAGGAACGAAGUAUCCUGAACGUAUUAGGAACUCAUCUAAAGCCUGUACCUCAUUAAUGGUAUGCGGAAACGCCGAGGGUCAAAUAGCACCAGUUUACGUCAAUUAUAAAUCUCAAAAAUUAUGGACCGAAAAUGGACCGCCAAACGCGUGA